Oxyura jamaicensis (ruddy duck) is the source of this 5825-nucleotide messenger RNA. RefSeq names its product guanylate cyclase soluble subunit beta-2-like. The transcript has 16 exons. The record is from RefSeq and is a predicted model, not a curated record. Gene Ontology annotation, molecular function: guanylate cyclase activity; heme binding. Gene Ontology annotation, biological process: response to oxygen levels; cGMP biosynthetic process. Bases 107 to 2449 code for a protein of 780 amino acids. Gene Ontology annotation, cellular component: guanylate cyclase complex, soluble. Lineage: Eukaryota; Metazoa; Chordata; Aves; Anseriformes; Anatidae.
CGGGCGGCGGCUGAGGGAAGGAGGCAGGGAAGGGAGGGAAGGAGGCCGGGAGGGAGGCACGGAGGCCGGGAGGCGACGGGCUCCGGCUCCGGAGGUUGGCGGCAGGAUGUAUGGAUUUAUAAACACGUGCCUGAAGUCUUUGGUGGUUGAAAAGUAUGGCGAAGAAGUAUGGGAAAAAUUAAGACUCCAGGCCGGAGUUCAGGAUACUUUCUUGACUUUUGAAGUUUACAAAGAUGAGAUCACAAUGCAACUUGUUGACAAAGCCUGCAAAGUAUUAGGUGUUCCUGCUGACAUGGUUCUGAGAGAGUUUGGAGAAUAUUUCUUUGAAUUCUGUAAACGAUCAGGCUAUGAUCACAUGCUGAGAACACUGGGUGGAAAUCUAUAUGAGUUCAUAGAGAACUUGGAUGCAUUACACAGCUACCUGUCCCUCUCUUACCAGGAGAUGAACGCACCGUCUUUUAGAGUAGAAAAAAAUGAAGAUGGGUCAAUGCAUUUACAUUACUAUUCAGAUAGAAGAGGUCUAUACCAUAUUGUGCCAGGAAUCAUUGGUGCAGCAGCUGCGGAUUUUUUUAACAUUGAGAUUUCAAUGGAAAUAGUCAAUCAAACAGAAGAAGAAGAAAGAACUGGGAAAAAAGAGCAUAUUGUUUUUCUUGUCACUCAAAACCCAGUACUUCCAUACAAAGAAAGAAAGAAAUAUUCUUCCUCACCUCCAUAUCUUGCUGACUCUGAAAAACAAAGUGAGACCCACCUGAAUAAUGAGGACCCUGAAAAAGCCAAGAAUACAAUUAGUGACAGAGGAAACUUGGUCUGCCCUGUCAAGAAAAGUCACUGGAAAACAAUAAGAGGAAUAAUCACAUUAGGAAGAGGUAAACUCCUGAGAGGAUUUGACCCUGUUUAUCCCAAGAGUCUCUGGAUUGACACAAAAACAUUUUGCAAUGGGCUUCCUUUUCAUAUGGUUUUUGACAAAGAGCUCAGAGUGAAGCAAGCUGGGGUGAGCAUUCAAAAGAUUGUACCUGGCCUUCAGACCAUGGGCAUCUGCUUGGAUCAGUAUUUCAGUAUCGUUCACCCAGAAGUACCCUUCACCAUCUCUAGCAUUCAGAAAUUUAUCAACAGCCAAUUUGUUUUCCAGACUAGGAGAGAGAUGAUGCCAGAAUCAUGGAAACAACGGCCAAUGCUAGAGCUUAGAGGCCAGAUGAUCUGGAUGGAGUCCCUGCAGUGCAUGCUCUAUCUCUGCUCACCUUUGCUUCGCACUUUGCACGAGCUAGAGGAACGACAGAUGCAUAUUGCAGACAUUGCACCUCAUGACGUGACCAGGGAUUUGAUUCUUCUCAAUCAGCAGCGACUGGCAGAGAUGGAGCUCUCUAACCAGCUGGAGAGGAAGAAGGAAGAACUGCGAAUACUGUCGAAGCACCUGGAAGAAGAGAAGAAAAAGACUGAAGCUCUGCUCUAUGCCAUGCUCCCUCAGCACGUGGCCAACCAGCUGAAAGAAGGGAAGCGAGUUGAGGCAGGAGAGUUCAAGGAGUGCACCAUACUGUUCAGUGAUGUUGUGACCUUUACCAACAUUUGUGCCCAAUGUGAGCCUAUUCAGAUAGUUCUCAUGUUAAAUACAAUGUACCUGCAAUUUGACAGACUGACCACAGUGCAUGAUGUGUACAAGGUGGAGACAAUUGGAGAUGCCUAUAUGGUCGUAGGUGGGGUUCCUGUGCCUGUCUCCACUCACGCUGAGCGGGUUGCGAACUUUGCCUUGGGGAUGGUAAUAGCAGCUAAAGGAGUACAGAACCCAGUUUCUGGAAAUCCAAUCCAAAUUAGAGUUGGGAUCCAUACAGGUCCUGUCUUGGCUGGAGUUGUUGGAGAAAAGAUGCCUCGUUACUGCUUAUUUGGCGAUACAGUGAAUAUAGCUUCCCGGAUGGAGAGUCACGGUGUCCCGAGUAAAAUUCAUCUAAGCUCCAGUACCUAUCAAUGCCUAAAAUACAAGAAUUUUGAGAUGACUGAAAGAGGAGAAAUAGAAGUGAAAGGCAAAGGGAAAAUGCACACAUAUUUCCUCAUUAGAAAUAAAGCUGCAACUGAGAAUGAGAUUAUGGGGAGGCCAGUAAAAGACUUAGAUUCUGGCCAUGAAUCUGUUCAGUCCUUUCAAGAAGGCAGGACUGAAACAACACCAAGUUCUCAUCAGACAGUUAAUCAGACUCAGCAAGAGAAGGACCAGACCACAGCCAUUGCAAUGAAGUAUAUUGAUGGUCCCACAGAUGCACAAAACAGUCUCAAAAGAAGAAAUCAAGCAAAAAAUUCAGAUUUAACAGGCAAAACUUAUGAUUCAAAAAGCUAUGGGAGUCUCCAUGGCAACCAGCAUUCAGAUGAUGCUCCUUGUCAUCCGAACAGGGAAAGAGCCAAACCAGCUACCGAAGAACCACGGAUUAGAAAUGUUCGCUCCAAUUUUUGCAAUCUACUCUAAGUUUCUUCCUUUAUACAUGAAACAGAGCAUUUUUCUUAUGAUUUACUGCAUUUUCCUGUUGUGGGACUGAUUUUGUAUAUCAAGUAACACAUGAUUUUGUUUUUUUAAAAAAAAGAUUUCAUCACAGUUGUCAGCAAAAAGAAUGAAGGCUAUAUAUUUUUUUAAUCAAUCUACACGUGCCAUAUAAUAUUCUCAGUGGAGGAUGAAACCACCACAAGAGACUUUGAAGAUGUAUUUUUCAGCUUCUGCUGUGGCUUUGAAUAUCUCUAUAUAAAAACCACUGUUUGGUAUCUCAUGCAGCAACCGAGAAAGAGGUGACUCAUGCAACUAGAAAUAUUCCUACUCAAGUGAGCUUUUGCAAAAAAAGCAACAUUCCCUGAAGUGACCAUCUGUCUAGACUUCAGCACAACCAACAGCUUCCCUGUGUAAGGUCAGCAGAAUUUGAUCUCCUAUGACAACAAUUUAAUCUCUUAAUAGGUCUUUUGUUGGGCUGAGGCAUUGUGCAGUAAAAGUGCAGAACAGAUUUCUGUCAUCUAAUACAACCUGUAUUUUUCCAUCCUGAGGAGACAAUAUUGUCUACUUUAUAGCACAUAACAGUAAAAAAAAAAAAAGCACAAAAUAAUCUACAGUCUUUAAACCAGCUGUCCACGCUGUACUUAGAAGAUCUGAGAAGGAAAUGCACAUAGUGGAAUUACGUAGCAUCAAAUUCAUCACAAUGCUGAAGGCCUGUUCAAGGCCUGUGAACUACCUGAGACCUUCAGAUGAGUUUCAGGUUUAUUUCCCAUGGUCUCACUCCAGAUAAACAAAAAUAAGGUUUGAGAACUACAGAGGGAGCGUGUCAAUGCUGAAGUUAAUGCUGCUAACAUCACUGAAAAUAACCGUUAAAGAUCAACAUCAUUUACCUGGUGUCAGAGGCUCCCUUGCUGAAUCACUUCCAUGCUGAUACAUUCUUAGAGCGCACCUAAUCAGAACCGGUAGAGAAAAAUUGAAGUUCAGCUGUCAAGGGUGUAACAUGCAGGAGCAAAAAUCCAGUAGAUAAGAAGAUUGUGGAAAUCCGGCACAUCAUAAAUUGUCCUCUCCUUCCUUUAUGUGGAACAUGGAGUAGAUGAAUGUGCUGGGUUUUGGGUGACUUUGAUAUGCGAUGCACCCUGCACACUAAUUUAUUAUCUUUGGGUGUAGAUUCAUUGUCGUAAGUACGCAAACAUGAGACCCAUAUGAACUUUGAGCAAGAACUCACUGGAGAAGAUGAUAACGUUACUCCUCUGUUACAGUCUGGAGCAUCACAUUUCCACCCCCCGGUCAGUGGCAAGAGUGAAACCCUUUAAACACCAGACAGAGAGGAAAGACUGAUGAAAGGAACUGCCUCCUCUCUAUAGUAUUAACAAGAUGGAAUUUCACCUAGCUAGAUUUUCUUUUUAAACCCAUGAGACAGGAGCUGUGUUGGCUGGGUGCUCUGUGGUUCUGUCUAUGCUAGCGAGUAAUGCAGACCAAUUGAGGCGGAUGUGUAGAGUGAAGCCGUCAGUGCUGACAUCCACACAUCAGGUAUUUCAGAGGGCUUGCUCAUGUGGUCCCAUACACUAAAUACCUUUUAGCUUUUGGAGCACCUUAUAAGUGCAUCUUCUGGCUUCGUUUCAUGCAGAAGAGAUCCGUUCGUGCACUUUGAGACCACUCUACAAUUUGAAACAAAGUACAGUAAGUACGACUAGGGAUGUCUCCUGACACUGACUAAAAUGCAAAUACAGUUGCACCCUUUAACAUUAGCACUUUCAGCAACAGAACUGGACAGCACCAGUCUGGAAGAGUGCAAUUUUAUGAUGGACAGGAUUUAUUUAUUUAUGUAUUUAUUUAGAAGGAUUUUGCUAUCCAGAUGUUGCUCAUUAUUUUGGAGAGGGUCGUAUCAGCUGUAGGGAGAAGAUGUGCCUGAGCAUUAUUAUUGUUAAAUUGGUUUUACCAGUGGUGUGCUUGUGUGCUACCCUCAGACACACAUCUAAAUUUCACCUUAGUAACUCCCCCCGACAUGGAGCACCUUCCAGUGCUCACAGUUUUGCACUUCAAUGUUGUGACCAUAGUUCUAACAAGUCUUUCCUAAAGAAAGGUAAUACCCAACUUCUCUCUCACUCACGGUGGAUCUGCCAUAAAAGUUAAAUUGGUGCUAUCCCACUGAUUUAACUUGAGAAUCUACUCUGACAAGAUUUUUUUGCCUCCAGCCUAGAGACGUGUUUUACUACUCUUGAGUAGUCAUGCUGAUGAAAUGGAGGACAUGUCAUUUAACACGUGGCAGUGGUGGACUCCGUGUUUAUCUGGCCUUGCUAUGGAUAUAUAAAGCCACUUAGCCCCAAGCACAAGUGUUACACAGGAGGAAACAUCUCUCAGAGGCCGGUGCUAAUGCAGGAGGGAACCUCUCGCAAGAAGGCCAGGGCCCCUCUGAACUAUAAUGAAUUCCCUAUGGGGGGAAGAAAGAAAAGGACCAUGGCUUAAUUGCUGCCUGCAUCUCUCUGCCCAAAUCUAGCUUUGCUUAUACCUGCCCUUUUUGCACUGACCAAUCUAUGAAUAUUUAAUAUUGGAAUGUGUUAAUUGCCAGUAAUGUGCCAUGGUAAGAUACUUCAUGCUGUACUUCAAUAAAAUUGAUGUGCUCAGUGGUUUCUCUGUGGCCUCUGCUACAUCUGGUCUGCUGCUGCGCUGCUGGAGAUGUGGAGCUGGGUCAAAUCUGAACACCUGCUUUUAAAAAUUAAUGUGCCUGUACAUCAUCCUGUGUUUCUAGAUCUGUAGGUACUGCUAAAGACUGAAAUAAUGCAAAAAUACCACUCAAAAAUAUUGUUUCCAUUAAUAUACUGACCGCCAUUUUUCAAUGACUACUUUGAUUCAUUUCCCUCUUUUUCCUUCCACAUUUUUUGUUCUUUUUUCUUAAAAAUAUAUAAAAAAAGUUAAGAUCAUUACACCUCUAAUAAAUGUAAAGUGAGUUUAAUUUCUUGACCGUGCACAGUUACGCAUUUUUGUGGCAUCAGACUCAGCACACUACAGUUAACAUUGUCAUAAGCUAGAACGUGUUAAUACAGGUUUCAUUGCAGUGACUUACCUACAUUGAAUUGACACAAAAAAGGUGAGAGAACAGAAUUUCCUGCUGUCACUUCAUGGAUGCUGAGGCUUAGAGAAUUUAAAAGCUGAGAUUUUUGAAAGCUGUCUAGAAUAUAUGGAUUGCCAAAUCCCAUUAAAUCUGGUUUUAAAGCAUGAAGUUUCAGAAGCGCUUGGGUGCCUCACAAGUUUAGGGGCCAGAUUUUCAAAGAUAUUUGUUGUUACUUUGGUAAGGAAAAUCAACUGGAUUUAGGUACUUAACACGUGUCUGGUUUCUGACAAUAAAGCUUUCAUUAAAACAUUU